Messenger RNA from Lineus longissimus, 1793 nucleotides. Its product is annotated as AH receptor-interacting protein-like. The transcript has 6 exons. NCBI's taxonomy places the organism in Eukaryota, Metazoa, Nemertea, Pilidiophora, Heteronemertea, Lineidae. Gene Ontology annotation, molecular function: protein binding; peptidyl-prolyl cis-trans isomerase activity. Bases 31 to 993 code for a protein of 320 amino acids. The record is from RefSeq and is a predicted model, not a curated record.
UAUGGUAAACUCGCAAAAUACCCAAACAUCAUGCAGGGCAUCAAAAAAAACAUUGUUUAUGCCGGCAAAGGACCAACAUCAUCUUAUCCAGAUGGUUCCAAGAUAACAUUUCACUACCAAACAAGAAAAUGUGAUGAUGAAGGAACCCUGCUUGAUGACAGUAAGAAGCAUGACAAGCCCAUGGAACUUAUCCUGGGCAAGAAAUUCAAGCUUGAAGUGUGGGAAGCUUGUGUCAAGACCAUGGCAAGGGAUGAGGUUGCAAAGUUCACUAUAGAUCCUGAGCAUCUUUCCUCCUACCCAGUGGUUGCCAAGAGUCUCAGAGAUAUUGCACAUAAGAAGGGUCAUGAAGAGCGUAAACAUGUGUGUGGUAUGAUGUCACUUCAGGAUCAGGGUGGACUUGGAUACAAAGAUUUAGAUCAACUCGUCCUUAAACCUGAGCCAUUGGAGUUCACAUUUGAAAUUCUCAAAGUGGAGGAGCCAGGGGAGUACAGGAAAGAGAGUUGGUCUAUGAAUGAGAAUGAAAAGCUCGAGGCAAUCCCAAAGCUGAAGGAGGAGGGGAAUAACUUGUACAAAGAGAAGAAAUACUCUGAGGCAGCAGAAAGAUAUGCUGAGGCUAUAGGAAUGGUAGAACAGUUGAUGCUCAGGGAGAAGCCACAUGAUGAAACGUGGGAGAAUCUAAGAGUGCAGAAAGAGCCCCUUUUAUUAAACUAUUCCCAGUGCAAGCUCUUGCUGAAGGACUACUAUCCAGUGAUUGAGCAUACCAGCACAGUAUUGGAGAGUAAUCCAGAUAAUGUCAAGGCUUUAUUCCGGCGAGCGAAAGCUCACGGUGCUGUGUGGGACUUUGAAGAAGCUGCCAGUGACUACCACAGAGUGUUGGAGCUGGACCCAACGCUGACGGCCACUGUCAAUAAGGAAUUGAAAGAGUUACAGGAGAUCAAGAAACAAAAAGAUACAGAAGAAAAAGCAAAAUUGCAGAACAUUUUCACAUCUUGAUUGUGUAAAUCUCACAUGUAGCACUGUGGCUAGAUUACAGUAUGGCACGAUUCCCGUGUAGGUGUUUUGGCAAAGAGGAGAAUCAAAAACACUUGUGGGUCAUGUCGAAAUUCCUUUGGUUCUGCCACACAAAAGAACUGAAAAGUUCUGUGAUAUUAGGGAAUUUCGCCUGUACACUGUACACAGUCAGUAGGACCAAUCUAGGUGUUGCUUUGUUGUCAGAUGUAAAUAAGUGUUACAUGUAUGCCUUCAUUUGAAGUUAUGCGACAGUCAGAUGGGUUUCAAUCAAAGAACAUUUGUAGCUGAUGAGGAACCUACAUGUACAUGUAGCACUACUGUUAUGAAUUUUGGAGAAAAUGAUAUUGGCGAUUCAGCUGGUCAAUGUCUCUGUUUGCUGUUGUUGGUGUAACUUAAAAUAUGAUAAAAUACAUAGCCUUCCCUCUGAUGUGCCUCUCGAGAGCUGGGUACUUAUGGUGACUACGCCAAGAGAGGCUUGGCUGUUCAGAGAAUGCUGUACUGCUGUAAAAAUUAGCCUGAAUGGACGACAUUUCCAGUAUUAACUGGGCUUCCAAGAAUGGCCAAUUACUUAGUGUUUAGAUCGAAGAAAUACAUACCGCAACCUGUGACUUGUCAGUAAGGACCCUAGGAAAUAUGUCAGUUUGGACCUUUGGUAAGAUUGCUUCCAGUGGGUCCAUGAAAUAAUAAUUUUCAUAUGUUUCUAAGCUGUAGGGUUACGGGUUUAAAAAAUCAUAUGUAAGUAGAUUUGUUAUUUAUUGCUUUAUAUGUAUAUAAAUGUUGAU